Molecule: messenger RNA, 1857 nt
Organism: Exophiala spinifera
Lineage: Eukaryota; Fungi; Ascomycota; Eurotiomycetes; Chaetothyriales; Herpotrichiellaceae
Product: phosphoribosylaminoimidazolecarboxamide formyltransferase/IMP cyclohydrolase
Exons: 3
Coding region: 1-1857 (618 amino acids)
Biological process (GO): 'de novo' IMP biosynthetic process
Cellular component (GO): cytosol
Molecular function (GO): IMP cyclohydrolase activity; phosphoribosylaminoimidazolecarboxamide formyltransferase activity
Source: RefSeq, a predicted model, not a curated record
AUGGCCUCUCAGAAAAUUGGUAUGCCAUACUUGCCAGCCUCUAGCAUGUCUGUCCAGCAAGCCAGACUAACGGCCUUAGCUAUCUUAUCUGUCUAUGACAAAACAGGUCUCCUUGACCUGGCAAAAGGCCUCAUCAAGAACGAUGUUCGCCUUUUGGCUUCCGGCGGCACAGCCAAGUUGAUUCGAGAAGCAGGGUUCCCUGUCGAGGACGUAUCUGCGAUCACCAAUGCACCUGAGAUGCUUUCAGGUCGAGUCAAGACCCUUCACCCUGCUGUCCAUGCAGGUAUCUUGGCUCGAGACCUUGCUUCCGACGAAAAGGACCUCGCAGACCAAAACAUUAACAAGGUCGACUUCGUCGUCUGCAAUCUCUAUCCAUUCAAGGACACUGUUACUAAAAUCAACGUCACCAUCCCCGAGGCGGUCGAGGAGAUCGACAUCGGGGGCGUGACCCUAAUCAGAGCUGCAGCCAAGAACCACACCCGAGUGACGAUACUCAGCGAUCCGGCAGACUACCCCAACUUCUUGCAAGAACUCGACACGGGAGACAUCACGACAGAAACCCGUCAGCAGUAUGCCCUCAAGGCUUUUGAGCACACGGCCGAUUACGAUACCGCUAUCUCCGACUUUUUCCGCAAGCAGUACGCUUCUAAUGGCGUUCAACAGUUGUCGCUUCGCUAUGGUGCCAACCCCCACCAGAAACCUGCGGCUGCGUUCGUACGCAACGGACAUCUGCCUUUCAAAGUGUUAGGGGGAUCUCCCGGCUACAUCAACCUUCUAGACUGCCUGAAUGCCUGGCCCCUUGUGAAAGAGCUCAAACAGGCCCUGGGCUUCCCCGCAGCUGCGAGUUUCAAACAUGUGUCUCCAGCCGGAGCUGCUAUCGGUGUCCCUCUCAAUGAGAAGGAACGCAGAGUCUACAUGGUAGACGACAUCGAGGGUAUCGAGUCUUCAGGACUCGCCCAAGCAUAUGCUCGUGCCCGAGGUGCAGACCGAAUGUCUAGCUUUGGCGAUGUCAUAGCUCUUUCCGAUAAGUGUGAUGUCCCGACGGCGAAGAUCAUUUCUCGAGAAGUUUCCGACGGCGUGAUCGCGCCGGAGUAUGAGCCUGCUGCCCUAGAAAUCCUCAAGAAGAAGAAGGGGGGCAAGUAUCUCGUCCUUCAGAUGGACGACACCUAUGAGCCUCCGGCUCAGGAAAUACGGACUGUGUAUGGCGUCCAGCUUACACAGGGACGCAAUGACGUCAAAAUCUCCCCUAACGAGACAUUUAGAUCUGUCAUCCGCCCGAAGAAUGGCCCCAAACUAUCAGACUCUGCCCUCCGAGAUCUCACAGUUGCCACCAUUGCUGUCAAAUACACACAAUCAAACUCGGUUUGCUAUGCUUUAAAUGGUCAAGUCAUUGGGCUUGGUGCUGGCCAGCAGAGUCGAAUUCACUGUACGCGAUUGGCCGGAGACAAGGCAGAUAAUUGGUGGAUGCGCUUCCAUGAGCGGACUUUGUCGAUACAGUGGGCCAAAGGCGUGAAACGGCCAGAGAAGUCCAACGCGAUCGACAUGCUGUGUUCAGGUCAAGUUCCACCGCAGAGUGAAUUCGAGACGAAAGACUACGAGCGCAACUUCGCAGAAGGAGCUGUGCCUAAGCCAUUCACUCCAGAAGAGCGAAGACAAUGGCUCGACAAGCUGGGCGAAGUCGCCGUCUCCAGCGACGCCUUUUUCCCUUUCGUAGACAACGUCUACAGAGCAGCGAGAUCUGGUGUCAAAUAUGUUGCGGCACCUCUCGGAAGCCAAAAUGAUUCUGCAGUGUUAGAUACGGCAGACAACCUGGGCAUUAGCUUUAUCGAGCAGUCGACACGGUUAUUCCAUCACUGA